Messenger RNA from Microthlaspi erraticum, 1248 nucleotides. NCBI's taxonomy places the organism in Eukaryota, Viridiplantae, Streptophyta, Magnoliopsida, Brassicales, Brassicaceae. The record is from the annotation of a GenBank genome assembly.
AUGGCGUCUCUUAGAUUCUACACCGUAGAGAUGUCGUCGACGACACCGUGUCUAUGUCCAUGCCCGUCAUCUCCGAUUUCUCUUUCGUUGUCUUCUCGGAGAUCACAUCUGUUUCUUAACACAACGAACAAGAGACUAGAUUCAUCAAGAAAUUGCAGAACGCUGCGAAUCAGUUGUUCGUCUUCCUCUACUGUCACUGACCAGACACAGCAGUCGUCUUUCAACGAUGCUGAGAUGAAACUCAUUGACGCUUUGAUCGGAAUUCAAGGCCGUGGCAAAUCCGCUUCUCCUAAACAGCUCAAUGAUGUGGAAUCUGCUGUGAAAGUUCUUGAAGGUUUAGAGGGCAUUCCAAAUCCUACAGAUUCUGAGUUAAUCGAAGGUCGUUGGCAAUUAAUGUUCACCACAAGACCUGGAACUGCAUCUCCAAUCCAGAGAACAUUUACAGGAGUAGAUGUGUUCACAGUGUUUCAAGAUGUAUACUUGAAGACAACAAACAAUGAUCCUCGUGUUUCAAACAUUGUUAAAUUCUCGGACUUCAUUGGAGAGCUGAAAGUUGAGGCAGUUGCGUCGAUCAAAGAUGGGAAAAGGGUUUUGUUUCGUUUCGAUAGAGCGGCUUUCGAUAUAAAGUUUCUUCCUUUCAAAGUUCCAUAUCCAGUUCCUUUUAGACUUCUUGGUGAUGAAGCAAAAGGUUGGUUAGACACUACUUAUCUGUCUCCUUCAGGAAACCUUAGGAUUUCAAGAGGAAACAAGGGAACAACGUUUGUUCUUCAGAAAGAAACCGUUCCUAGGCAGAAACUGUUAGCCACCAUAUCUCAAGAUAAAGGAGUAGCAGAGGCUAUCGAUGAGUUUCUUGCCAAGAAUUCUAAUUCCGCUGAAGAUGAUGAUGGUUAUGAGCUUUUAGAGGGAAGCUGGCAAAUGAUUUGGAGUUCACAGAUGUUUACAGAUAGUUGGCUUGAAAAUGCAGCAAAUGGUCUUAUGGGAAGACAGAUCAUUGAGAAAGAUGGAAGGAUAAAGUUUGAAGUUAAUAUCCUUCCGGCGUUUAGAUUCUCCAUGAAAGGCAGAUUCUUGAAAUCAGGAGACAGUACUUAUGAACUGAAGAUGAAUGACUCAGCAAUUAUAGGCGGUCCAUUUGGAUAUCCGUUAGAAUUGACCAACAUUCUCGAUCUUCAAAUUCUCUAUACAGAUGAGAAGAUGAGGAUAAGUCGAGGAUUUGAUAACAUAAUCUUCGUGCACAUCCGGGAAAUGUAG